CAUAUCUUCAACGUUUCAAGUCCAACAAAGUAACCCUCUCUCUCCGUGAGCGGAGUUUUUUACUAUUAGCACUCUCACAUGGCUCUCUCUGGAUUACUUCUUCCCAUUUCAUCAAUCAUCAUCUUCAUCUUCCUUGCAUACAAGCUCUACCAACGGCUCAGGUUCAAGCUCCCGCCAGGUCCACGUCCAUGGCCCGUCGUCGGAAACCUCUACCAGAUAACGCCGGUGACGUUCCGCUGCUACAACGAGUGGGCUCAGAAAUAUGGACCCAUCAUUUCAGUGUGGAUUGGAUCCACACUGAACGUCGUAGUGAGCAAUACAGAGCUUGCAAAGGAAGUGCUCAAGGAGAAUGACCAGAAACUGGCUGACAGGCCCAGGAACAGAUCAACCGCAAAGUUCAGCGGGGACGGCCAGGAUCUUGUUUGGGCUGACUAUGGGCCCCACUAUGUUAAGGUGAGGAAGGUGUGCACUCUUGAGCUUUUCUCUGCAAAGAGGCUCGAGGAUCUGAGACCCAUUAGAGAAGAUGAGGUCACUGCUAUGGUGGAGUCCGUCUUCAACCACUGCAGCAAACCUGAAAACAAUGGAAAAGUUUUGACGGUAAGGAAGUAUUUGGGAACUGUGGCUUUCAACAACAUAACAAGGCUAGCAUUUGGGAAACGUUUUAUCAACUCAGAUGAAAUCACAGAUGAGCAAGGCAAAGAAUUCAGAGCUCUUCUUGCCAAUGGAGUGAAGCAGAGCGGAUCGCUCUCAGUGGCUGAGCACAUUUCGUGGUUGCGUUGGGCAUGCCCGUUUGACGAAGAGGCGUUUGAUCGACAUGAGGCAAACAGAGACAAACUCACCAAGGAAAUCAUGGACGAACACACUCAGGCACGCUCCAAGGGUGGCGUUGCCAAGAACCAUUUCGUGGAUGCAUUGUUUACCUUGAAGGACAAGUAUGACCUUAGUAUGGACACCAUUACAGGACUUCUUUGGGAUAUGAUGGCUGCCGGUACAGACACCACAGCUAUUACAUCUGAAUGGGGCAUGGCCGAACUGAUUAAGAACCCAAGGGUGCAACAAAAGGCUCAAGAGGAGCUAGAUAAGGUUAUUGGGGUCGACCGGGUCUUAACCGAAAACGAUUUCUCAAAACUCCCUUACCUACAAUGUGUUGCAAAGGAAGCACUACGUUUGCACCCACCAGCACCGCUAAUGCUCCCACACCGAGCCAAUGUCGAUGUCAAGAUUGGUGGCUACGACGUCCCCAAGGGUUCGAUCGUUCAUGUCAAUAUUUGGGCUAUAGCACGUGACCCGUCUGUCUGGAAAAACCCAAAUGAAUUUCGUCCAGAAAGGUUCCUAGAAGAAGAAUUUGACAUCAAAGGCCAUGAUUUUAGACUACUUCCAUUUGGAGCUGGCAGGCGAGUAUGCCCCGGAGCCCAACUCGGUAUCAACUUGGUUGCCUCCAUGUUGGGUCAUCUGUUGCACCAUUUCAGUUGGGCUCUGCCCGAAGGCGUGAACCCAGAGGAGAUUGACAUGUCCGAAAAUCCGGGCCUGGUCACUUACAUGGCAACCCCAGUAGAACUUGUACCUACUCCAAGGCUGCCAUCACACUUGUACAAACGUGUGGAGGCGAAUAUGUAAUUUUCAGUGUCUUUCGUAUUGUUGUUGUCUUUUCUCCGUUUAGGGCUCCGAUGACGUUGAAUUGAUCUUUUCUUGGCCCUUGGACUGGAGAAAAUUGAAAGUCCAAGAAGUUGAAAAUUAUUACUAGUAAUAGCUAGAAAAUAUAUU
Molecule: messenger RNA, 1764 nt
Organism: Pyrus x bretschneideri (Chinese white pear)
Lineage: Eukaryota; Viridiplantae; Streptophyta; Magnoliopsida; Rosales; Rosaceae
Product: cytochrome P450 98A2-like
Exons: 3
Coding region: 79-1617 (512 amino acids)
Molecular function (GO): oxidoreductase activity, acting on paired donors, with incorporation or reduction of molecular oxygen; monooxygenase activity; iron ion binding
Source: RefSeq, a predicted model, not a curated record